AUUCGCGGCAGUGAGCAACAUGAACUGCGUGAGAUUGAUCUUCGUGCUGAGCUGUUUGUGGCUCAGCUCGUCCGCCAGUGAGCCGGCUGACCCCCUGGUGGUGGAGCUGCCCCCGGGCAAGCUGCGUGGUCGCGAUAAUGGAUUUUACUACAGCUACGAGUCGAUUCCCUAUGCCGAAUCGCCCACGGGAGAGCUGCGUUUCGAGGCGCCGGAGCCGUACAAGCAAAAGUGGCUGGACACCUUCGAUGCCAGCCAGAAGCCAGUGGUGUGCCUGCAGUGGGAUCAGUUCACCCAGGGCGACGACAAGCUGGCCGGCGAGGAGGACUGUCUGACCGUCAGCGUGUACAAGCCGAAGAACGGCAGCCGGGACAGCUAUCCGGUGGUGGCGCACAUUCACGGAGGCGCCUUCAUGUUCGGCGCAGCAUCGCAAAAUGGACACGAGAACGUGAUGCGAGAGGGCAAGGUUAUACUGGUGAAGAUAAGCUAUCGCCUGGGGCCGCUGGGUUUCGCCAGCACCGGCGAUGCGGAUUUGCCGGGUAACUAUGGUCUGAAGGAUCAGCGCCUGGCUCUGCAGUGGAUCAAGCAGAACAUAGCCAGUUUUGGCGGAGAGCCGGAGAACAUCCUGGUCGUGGGACACUCCGCCGGUGGAGCUUCGGUUCAUCUGCAGAUGCUUCGUGAAGAUUUCUCCCAGUUGGCCAAGGCGGCGAUCUCGUUCAGCGGCAAUGCCCUGGAUCCUUGGGUCAUGCAGCCGGAGCAGGGUGCCCGGGGACGAGCCUUCGAGCUGGGUCGCAUUGUGGGCUGCGGGCUGGCUGCGGAUUCGGAGAGCCUCAAGAAGUGCCUGAAAUCCAAGCCUGCCAGUGAUAUAGUAACCGCUGUCCGCAAUUUCCUUAUAUUUUCCUACGUGCCCUUUGCCCCAUUUGGUCCUGUGGUGGAACCCUCGGAUGCUCCGCAAGCCUUCCUCAUCCAGGAUCCCACUGAGGUGAUAAAAAGCGGUAAGUUCGGACAAGUUCCCUGGGCAGUGACCUAUGUCACAGAGGACGGUGGCUACAAUGCGGCCUUGCUUUUGGAGGACUGGAACAAAUCGGGAAGGAGCGUGCUUGAGGAGCUCAACGAUCGUUGGUUCGACUGGGCGCCCUAUCUACUGUUCUAUCGGGACGCCAAGAAGAGCAUACGGGAAAUGGAUGAUUACUCGCGAAAAAUAAGGCAGGAAUAUGUGGGCAACCAGAGAUUCACGACCGAAAACUAUUGGGAACUGCAGCAGCUAUUCACGGAUGUCCUUUUCAAGAACAGCACCCAGGACUCCUUGGACCUUCACCGUAAACAUGGAAAGAGUCCCGCCUACGCGUUUGUCUAUGACAAUCCAGCAGAUAGGGGAAUCGCACAGGUUCUGACCAAGCGACGGGAUAUUCCCUUUGGUACUGUUCAUGGGGACGACUACUUUUUGAUCUUCGAAAACGUGGUACGAGAUCCCCAACUACGUCCGGAUGAGAAAAUAAUAUCUAGAAACUUUAUUAACAUGCUGGCGGACUUUGCUCUCAGUGACAGCGGCACUCUAAAAUACGACGAAUGCGUUUUCGAAGACAACGUGGGCAGUGAGAAUUUUAACUUAUUAUUUAUACACAAGAAUGGUUGUGAGAAUAAACAAUAUAAAGAGUUCCCCUAAUUUUCUCGAAGGAAAUAAAAUUGAAAUUGAUUUUACAGAA
Drosophila biarmipes is the source of this 1703-nucleotide messenger RNA. Its product is annotated as esterase-5B. Bases 20 to 1663 code for a protein of 547 amino acids. The transcript has 2 exons. The record is from RefSeq and is a predicted model, not a curated record. NCBI's taxonomy places the organism in Eukaryota, Metazoa, Arthropoda, Insecta, Diptera, Drosophilidae.